This is a messenger RNA of Trematomus bernacchii (emerald rockcod), 1309 nucleotides long. RefSeq names its product nicotinamide riboside kinase 1 (gene nmrk1). Gene Ontology annotation, cellular component: cytoplasm. The transcript has 8 exons. Lineage: Eukaryota; Metazoa; Chordata; Actinopteri; Perciformes; Nototheniidae. The record is from RefSeq and is a predicted model, not a curated record. The coding region runs from base 119 to 727 and encodes 202 amino acids.
UGAUGUAGCCACUACAUGCCUGGCCACAAGUUAAGUUUGCACAUGAACUGUACAUUAAUUAGCUUUUUCUAGUAUUUUAUAUUAAACACUUUGCAGCGAGCACCCCCAGCAGGCUGAAAUGAAGACACUCGUUUUGGGAGUUGGUGGGGUGACUAAUGGAGGUAAAUCUACUCUUUCUAAGAGUCUACACAAGCAGGUACCCAACAGCUGUCUCAUUGCACAGGAUGAAUAUUUUAAGGAUGAUUCUAUGGUACCAGUGGACAUCAAUGGGUUUAAGCAAUAUGACAUACUUGAUGCUCUUCACAUGGACACCAUGGUGAGAGAGGUGGAGUCUUGGCAAAAAGACCCCGUGGCGUUCCUGCGGCAGCGAGGCCCUGAACACACCACAGCAUCAGCAGAGGAAGAGGAGGUUUAUGUGCUGAUCGUGGAGGGCUUCCUCAUUUUUAACCACAGGCCUCUGAAUGAGCUAAUUUACAAAAAAUACUUCAUGGAAAUACCUUACGAUGUCUGCAAAAGGAGACGAAGUUCGAGGGUGUACACGCCUCCUGAUCCUCCAGGAUACUUUGAUGGAUGCGUGUGGCCAAUGUACCUGAAGAACCGUCUGCAGAUGGAGAGCAUGGUGUCUGGAAUAUUAUUUCUGGAUGGACUGAAGCCAAAGGAAGAGCUGCUGGCUGCGGUGUGUAAAGAUGUCUGUCAGGAAAUAGAAAGGCUCAGGGAGGACGACUGAAAUGUUUGGAGUUUUAUUUGUUUACCUUUUGAAGAUGGAAACUGCUGCUCCUAUGAAUGUCAGGAAAGUUCAAAUGUUUUGGCUUGUGUGACUUUAAGGACCAAAUCAAGUAUUAAUGGCUAUGUUAAACCUACAAUAGUUAAUGUAGCUAAAAUGAUUAAAACAACUGUGAACUAGAAUAUUAACCAUACACACACAUAUAACCUCAACUUUUUAUGUGACUCCAGAUAACCAAAUAGUGUGCAUCACUGCUACAAAUAGUAUUAAAGAUUUUUCACUCAUAUUUUAAACAAUGAUAAUUGAAUACUGUGGUUUAGUGAGCUUCAAUAUUUGUUGUAUAUCAUUUGUAUUGUCAAAGGUUACAACUGUGAAUUUGUAACAUUAGUGCAAGGUUGUCUCCCUCUGUUGGUUCAGUCUGAUAAACUUGAGACAGACUAGCGACCAACUUGUAGUAUUCUCUUUUCAACUGUUCUAAGCAAAUACAAGGAAAGAAGCAACACAACAAAAAAUCACAUCCUAACAAGCAUGUUGCAUCUGUCAUUCUUCUUGUAUAAUCAUUAAACCAAUUACAUUGUGAAGUGA